Erpetoichthys calabaricus (reedfish) is the source of this 585-nucleotide messenger RNA. Its product is annotated as late histone H2B.L4-like. Gene Ontology annotation, molecular function: structural constituent of chromatin; protein heterodimerization activity; DNA binding. Gene Ontology annotation, cellular component: nucleosome. Lineage: Eukaryota; Metazoa; Chordata; Cladistia; Polypteriformes; Polypteridae. The record is from RefSeq and is a predicted model, not a curated record. The coding region runs from base 145 to 585 and encodes 146 amino acids. The transcript has a single exon.
CCCUUUAGCCUCAUAUACAGACAUUUGAAUGUUUAUUAUUUUUAAAUGCAAAAAAGUUUUAGCUGAGUAAGUAUACAUUUGAAGCAUACAAAUAAAAUACUAGCAUUAAAAAUAAUUAUUUUCUAACUAAGGAAACAACCAAACAUGCCUGAACCAAAAGCUACCAGUUCACCAAAGGGCAGCUCCAAUGCACAGGACUUCAAGAGUCAGGUGAAAAGAAGAAAAAAGGACAGAAAAGCUAAAAAGGAAAGCUAUUCCCUAUACAUAUACAAAGUGCUGAAGCUGGUUCACCCCGACACCAGCAUUUCCUCCAAGGCUAUGGCCAUCAUGAACUCAUUUGUGAAUGAUAUGUUUGAUCGCAUUGCCAUUGAAGCCUCCCGUCUGGCAAAAUACAACAAACGGUCGACCAUCUCCUCUAAGGAGAUUCAGACAGCCGUGAAGUUCCUGUUGCCCGGAGAGUUAGCCAGUCAUGCAGUGUCUGAAGCCACCAAAGCCGUUAAAAAAUACCACAGCUCCAAACAAACGCAGGACUUUGUUUCAGAAAGCAAAAGCUCUAUAACAAUAGAAACAAUUUUCAAUGAUUAA